AUGCCGUUAACGAAGAGUGAGGUUGGCCCAGGAAGCCUUGAAUCAUUGUCCGAAUUGGGAUUGGGUCAUCGUAGGCCAAAUACGCCGUCAGUGAGCCACAUGGUACCCCGACGCGGUACGGGGAGGACAGGACCGCAACCUGCCAGCCGACAAAUGCCAAACGGCAAUGCUCAAGACUCAAACGCUGAGGAAAGCCUAAGACGAUCCGAUCGACUUGCUCAACAGCAGCAGUCUCAAGGGUCUCACGCCCCUGUUGAUGGUGUAUCGCGUGGUGAGGCACCUCAGUCCAACGCCAGACAAAGUGGCAACAGCCAUAUUCAGGCUUCUCCCAUCGGUCGUCAAGGCCAUGCGACUUCCGGUGGAACAAGUAGUACAGCUAGGCCAGCAGGCAAUCUACCAUUUCAAUUCGCCGCCACCUUCGACCAUCAACCUCCUCGACAAAUAAGACCUCGCCAACUUUUGCCACCCAUCAUCGUUCGCUUGCAAGUAGUGGGAGGCGUUGGACCAAAUGGUAUGGCAUCGCCAUUUGAUGCUCAGGGGAGUAUGCACGCAGUCUGCAAAUCUUCAACCGUACAGCCAGGAGCAGCUGAUGGAGAUCAAAUCGCGGCCUCGGCUCCGGAGCACCAUACUAUCUUACGGAGUAAGUCAGAGUGGACGUUUGAUUUGCGUCCAAUUGAAUUUCACACCACGGGCUAUUGCCAGCUCGAGAUCUAUUUUAUUUACGUUCCACGAGGAACAACCCCAGCGAACGACACCGUCCGCAUCGCGACAAUCACAUCUCGUCCAAUACAUGUUCACAGUUUCGCACCACUCUUCCCUGGGUAA
This is a messenger RNA of Bacidia gigantensis, 825 nucleotides long. RefSeq lists its product as uncharacterized. Bases 1 to 825 code for a protein of 274 amino acids. NCBI's taxonomy places the organism in Eukaryota, Fungi, Ascomycota, Lecanoromycetes, Lecanorales, Ramalinaceae. The record is from RefSeq and is a predicted model, not a curated record. The transcript is spliced from 2 exons.